UCAUAUCCUUAUUUGCUCUAUUUAGUCACUUACAAACAUCAAAACAAUAAUCCAAACAAAAAAUGGCAAAAAACAUGGAUCAAAACCAUGUUAUCACAAUAGAGGAAGAAGUGGAAAUCAUGAAGACCCAAAUGAAAAGUUCACCAAAAUUACUUCAGAAAUCAGCUGGCAAUAGUUCUUGUUGCAUAUUUAGAGUCCCCCAAAGUCUAGUUGAAAUCAACAAAGACGCAUAUCAACCUCGUAUUGUCUCCAUCGGCCCAUACCACCAUGGAAACAAGAAUCUUGAGAUGAUUCAAGAACAUAAAUGGAAGUACCUAGACGAUAUGAUCACAAGAACCGGUAAGUCACUUGGUGUAUUUAUGAAUAUCAUAGUGUCAAUGGAGAAUGAAAUUCGAGAAAGCUAUUCGGAGUCUACUAAUAGUUUUGGUACUAAUGAUCUUGCAAAAAUAAUGGUGCUUGAUGGGUUUUUCUUGAUUGAAUUGUUCCGAAAAGCUGGGAAGUUGGUUAACACUCAUCCAGAUGAUCCCAUCUUUAAAAUGGUAUGGGUUUCUCCGUUUUUGAUGAGAGAUCUUUUGAAGAUCGAGAACCAAAUCCCAUUUUUCGUUCUACAAAAGUUGUUUGAAGAGUCUAGGACCGAUUCUUGUACUCUUCAAUCUUUAAUCCUUAAGUUUUUUAAUCACGCGAUUGACAAGCAACCAAAUGUUUUACACAAGUAUGAGAAUCUUGAUGGAAAACAUUUACUUGAUUUUUUCCGAAAAAGUUUUAUAAACACUAAAGAUAGACACCACCUCAUUGUUAAUGCCAACAACCCUUCCCUUAAACUCAUCCAACCCGCUUCCAAGCUUGUUAACUCCGGGCUCAAGUUCAAGGCUAAUCAUCAAGCCGAUAGCUUCUUGGAUAUUAAAUUUCAAAACGGGCGGCUUUUAAUUCCUCAAAUCAAUAUGGAUGAUUUUCAUACUUCUUUUCUUCUAAACUGUAUGGCUUUCGAGCAAUGCUAUUUUAGUUGCACAAAAGACAUUACAACAUAUGUUAUGUUCAUGAGUUGCCUUAUGAAGGCCACGACGGAUGUGAAUUUUCUUUCGGAAAAAAAGAUUAUUGAGAAUUAUUGCGGUACGAGUGAAGAAAUUGUGAAGUUCUUCAAUGAUGUUGGAAAAGAUGUGGCUUUUGAUAUCAAGGAUAAUUACUUAAAAGGUUUGUUUGUGGAAGUAAACAAGUAUUGUGAGAAUGGGUUGCAUGUAACUUGGGCCGAGUUUAAGCAUAAGUAUUUUGGUAGCCCCUGGAUCACAAUAUCGGCAUUUUCAGCUUUUAUGUUGCUUUCACUUACAGUUCUCCAAACAUUUUACACCAUGUAUCCGUACCAUAAGAAAAAGGAUUGAGAUCAACGGUUGUUACAUAUUUAAUUAUCAUUUUGUAAUUAGGCUGUUUAGUUUGAGGGACUCUUGUAAUUUCUUGUAGUUGCUAAAUUUCAACCACAAAUUUCCAAUCUAAAUUGAUGUUCAAUUUCAA
Molecule: messenger RNA, 1506 nt
Organism: Helianthus annuus (common sunflower)
Lineage: Eukaryota; Viridiplantae; Streptophyta; Magnoliopsida; Asterales; Asteraceae
Product: UPF0481 protein At3g47200-like
Exons: 1
Coding region: 63-1376 (437 amino acids)
Source: RefSeq, a predicted model, not a curated record